Molecule: messenger RNA, 1264 nt
Organism: Rhinolophus ferrumequinum (greater horseshoe bat)
Lineage: Eukaryota; Metazoa; Chordata; Mammalia; Chiroptera; Rhinolophidae
Product: ribosome biogenesis protein NSA2 homolog
Exons: 2
Coding region: 316-1062 (248 amino acids)
Biological process (GO): maturation of 5.8S rRNA; maturation of LSU-rRNA
Cellular component (GO): preribosome, large subunit precursor; nucleolus
Source: RefSeq, a predicted model, not a curated record
UAAUACAGAAUUGUACACCUGAAAUCGAUGUAAUUUUACUAACAAUUGUCACCCCAAUAAAUUAAAAAAAAAAAGUUUGGGGAUGUAAAGUAAAGCAUAGUCAAUAUUAUUGUAACAACUUUGUAUGGUGGCAGAUGGUACUAGACUUAUCACAGGGAUCAGUCAUGUUGUAAGAAUAUAAAUGUUGUAUCACUAUGUUUUACACCUGAAACUAAUAUUGUAUGUCAGUUAUAAUUUUUAAAAAUCAAUGAACUAGCAAGUCGAGAGCUUCUUUGCGCCCAGGGGACUGCGCCUGGCGUCUGCGCGGUCGUAAGCAUGCCACAAAACGAACAUAUUGAGUUACACCGGAAGCGCUAUGGAUACCGUUUGGAUUACCAUGAGAAAAAGAGAAAGAAGGAAGGUCGAGAGGCUCAUGAACGUUCAAAGAAGGCAAAAAAGAUGAUUGGUCUCAAAGCUAAACUCUACCAUAAACAGCGCCAUGCUGAGAAAAUACAGAUGAAAAAGACUAUCAAGGUGCAUGAAAAGAGAAACACCAAACAAAAGAAUGAUGAAAAGACUCCACAAGGAGCAGUACCUGUGUAUCUACUGGACAGAGAGGGACAGUCCCGAGCUAAAGUGCUUUCCAAUAUGAUUAAACAAAAAUGCAAAGAAAAAGCGGGAAAAUGGGAAGUCCCUCUGCCCAAAGUUCGUGCCCAGGGAGAAACAGAAGUAUUAAAAGUUAUUCGAACAGGGAAGAGAAAGAAGAAAGCAUGGAAGAGGAUGGUUACUAAAGUCUGCUUUGUUGGAGAUGGCUUUAUUCGAAAACCACCUAAAUAUGAAAGAUUCAUUAGGCCAAUGGGCUUACGUUUCAAGAAGGCACAUGUAACACAUCCUGAACUGAAAGCUACCUUUUGCCUGCCAAUCCUUGGUGUAAAAAAGAAUCCCUCAUCCCCACUUUAUACAACUUUGGGUGUUAUUACCAAAGGUACAGUCAUUGAGGUGAACGUGAACGAGUUGGGCCUUUGUGACACAAGGAGGCAAAGUUAUUUGGGGAAAAUAUGCUCAGGUUACCAACAAUCUUGAAAAUGAUGGAUGCAUAAAUGCAGUCUUACUGGUUUGACAGCAGUUCAUACAAGUAACUCCUUAUCAUUAUUGAAGAUUAUACAUCAAUCAAGAAAACGACCUUUACUGUGAUGUUUCUGAGUACCAAACAGCUUCCAUGUCUGCAGUCAAGAGAACUAUUUAUUCUAUUGUAAAGAACAUUAAAAUGGCCCAGUUUUACAAA